AUGACAAGGGUUUACAGAAGAGACUCCAACAACAACAAUAACAACAACAACACUUUUGAUACUAUAAACGCUGCUGCUUUUGCUAUAGCUUCUUCUCAGAAUCAUGUUUCUCAAUCUGUUAAUCAGAAGAAAAAAUGGGGAAACUGGUUGAACAUAACCGGGUGUUUCGGAUAUCAGAAGAACAACCGAAAGCGCAUUGGACAUGCUGUUCUUGUUCCAGAAACAACAGCUGCUGGAACAGAUGCUGCUGCUGCUGCUAAUGUUGUUAGUUCAACUGCUCAAGCGCCGCCGAGUAUAACACUUCCCUUCAUUGCUCCUCCUUCGUCUCCGGCGUCAUUCUUUCAAUCCGAACCUCCUUCAACCGCGCAAUCACCGGUCGGUUUAGUAUCUAAAACUUCUGUAUCUGCAAGCAUGUACUCGCCUGGCGGGCCUAACUCAAUCUUCGCCAUUGGCCCUUACGCGCAUGAAACACAAUUAGUUUCGCCGCCUGUUUUCUCGGCUUCGUCAACCGCUCCUUUCACUCCACCUCCUGAGUCUCUCCAAUUGACCACGCCGUCUUCGCCUGAGGUUCCGUUUGCUCAGCUAUUUGACUCCAAUAACAGAAACUCGGAGACUUAUCAGAGGUUCCAAAUAUCUCACUAUGACUUCCAAAAUUAUCAGUUUCAACCUGGAAGCCCGGUUGGUCCGCUAAUAUCACCAAGAUCCGCAAUCUCGGUGUCUGGUACCUCGUCUCCUUUGCCGGAUGAGUUUCAAACAGCAGACACUGCUAAGCUUCUUAAACUGGAUAACCUCUCAACUUAUGGAAAACAGAAGUCGAAUCAAAGUUCGGGGUCCAUAACACCAGAUACAGUAAAAUCCACCACUACUACACAAGCUGGUUUUCAUCCAACCAAUUGGGUUUCUGAUAUCAAAAUCUCCCCUUGUCCGAUCAACAGCCGCCGAAAUGAGAUAAGUGUAAAUCAUCGGGUCUCAUUUGAGUUAUCCGCCACUGUGGAAAACAAGCCAACAACAUCAUCAGCAUGGGCUAAAGUCCUGUCGAAAUUCAAAAGCGAUGCCGCAGCAUCAACAACAGGCAAAGAAGAGAAUGACUGUGAUGACAAACAAGUUGUAACAGAAACUCUUAUUGAUGCGCCGAAGCAAACAAAACCCGCUUUGGUUGGAGACGAUGCAACAGCUCAUGAGAAGGAUCAAUCAUUAACCCUUUCUUCGUCUUCCACGAAAGAAUUCAAUUUCGACAGUGCAGAUGGAGGCGAUUCUCAUGCACCAAAUAUAGCUGCUGAUUGGUGGGCUAAUGAGAAAGUUGCAGGGAAUGAAGGAGGGGCCUCAAAGGAUUGGUCUUUCUUCCCAAUUAUUCAACCUGCUGUUAGCUAA
Lathyrus sativus (Indian pea) is the source of this 1371-nucleotide messenger RNA. NCBI's taxonomy places the organism in Eukaryota, Viridiplantae, Streptophyta, Magnoliopsida, Fabales, Fabaceae. The record is from the annotation of a GenBank genome assembly.